This is a messenger RNA of Lactuca virosa, 543 nucleotides long. NCBI's taxonomy places the organism in Eukaryota, Viridiplantae, Streptophyta, Magnoliopsida, Asterales, Asteraceae. The record is from the annotation of a GenBank genome assembly.
AUGUGCCUUGCUAUUCAUCCCACAUUACCAUUCAACUUCAUUAGAGAUAUUGAAUGCGGAGACUUGCAAACCAAGCGGUGGGAUCAGGGGAAAAAACCACCUCAUGGAAAAUGCAACCGUGAGAAUGACUCGGAUUGUUGUGUUGAAGGUAAGUUUUACACCACAUACACAUGCUCAGCUCCGGUGACAAGUGAGACGAAAGCAACACUUACAUUAAACAGUUUCCAAAAAGGAGGUGAUGGCGGUGGUCCAUCAGAGUGUGACAAAAAGUACCACUCUGAUGACACACCCGUUGUGGCAUUGUCAACCGGAUGGUAUAAAGGAGGGGACAGGUGCCACAAGUAUAUUACCAUUAAUGGAAACGGGAGGAGUGUGAAGGCAAUGGUUGUGGAUGAGUGCGAUUCUACUAUGGGUUGUGAUGCCAUACAUGACUAUCAACCACCUUGCCCUAAUAAUAUCGUUGAUGCUUCCAAAGCAGUGUGGAAAGCCUUAGGGGUAUCCGAAAGUAACUGGGGAGAUUUGGAUAUUACUUGGACAGAAUGA